Messenger RNA from Ogataea haglerorum, 2271 nucleotides. RefSeq lists its product as uncharacterized. NCBI's taxonomy places the organism in Eukaryota, Fungi, Ascomycota, Pichiomycetes, Pichiales, Pichiaceae. Bases 1 to 2271 code for a protein of 756 amino acids. The record is from RefSeq and is a predicted model, not a curated record. Gene Ontology annotation, cellular component: MBF transcription complex; SBF transcription complex. The transcript has a single exon. Gene Ontology annotation, molecular function: transcription regulator activity; protein binding; DNA binding.
AUGUCCGAAAACCUCUACUCUGCCGUUUAUUCUGGCGUACCGGUGUACGAGUUUCUGAACCCCAAGUCGUCGGUGAUGCGACGGAAAAAGGACGGCUGGAUCAACGCGACGCACAUCCUCAAGGUGGCGAAUUUCCCGAAGGCGAAGCGGACGAGAAUCCUGGAGCGCGACGUCCAGGUUGGCGUGCACGAGAAGGUGCAGGGGGGAUACGGCAAGUACCAGGGCACGUGGGUUCCGAUGGAGCGGGCCGUCGACAUUGCGAACGAGUUUGGUGUCUACGACGAAUUGAAGCCGCUGUUCGAUUACCAGCCCCAGGACGGCGGGGGAACGCCGCCGCCGGCGCCCAAACACCACCAUGCGUCAAGUGGCGCGGGAAAAAGAGGCCGUGUGAGCGCUAGAACGGCCUCUGAACCGCUUGCCACGCGGCGGAGCGACUUGCCAGCCAGGCCGCCCGAGCCGGCCGCCAGAAAGCGCACGCUGAAGCCGCCCAGGCCGCAGCCGCUGCGUGUCUCGCCGCCGCAGCCGUCCGAGUCCGAGUCCGAGUACGAGGACAGCGACACGGCGCCGCUGAGACGGCGCGGCAACGGGCUCCCGCCGCACAGAGGGUCCUCGCCGAGCGAUUUCAUGAGCGACGACGACAUCGCGACCGCGCUGGAGCAGCAGCAGUACGCCGCGCACCGGCCGCAGGACGCGCACGCGCGCGCUCCGCCGUACAUGGAGACCUUCUCGCCGUACACGAAGCACGAGCUGGACUCGCCGCAGUCGCGGGCCACGCCGCAGCGGAGCCAGCAGUGGUACGACGCGAAAAAGUCGUACACGCAGCAGCUGCUCGAGUACUUUCUGUCGACAGAGGACAACCUGACGGGAGACACAAAGAUCCCGGACUUCAUCCUCGACCCGAGCAGUCCUUUCGACGCCGACCAGGUCAUCGACAAGGACGGCAACACGACGUUCCACUGGGCAUGUGCCAUGGGCGACCUGCGCAUGUGCGAGGCCCUGCUGAACAGAGGAUGCAACUACAGAGCCCUGAAUAACGAGGGCCAGGUGCCGAUCAUGCGCAGCGUGCUGUACACGAACUCGUACUCGAGACGGACGUUUGCGAAGCUGCUGGAUCUGCUGCGCGACUCGCUGCUCGACACCGACGAGCGCGGCCGCACGAUCCUGCACCACAUCGGGUUCUCAACAAACUCGGUCAACAACCUGCCAGCGGCGCGGUACUACACAGAAAUCCUGCUGACCAAGAUCGCCGAGACGGUGCAGCCCAUGGAGAGAAUCAUCAACUUCAUCAACCAGCAGGACAUGGACGGCAACACGGCGCUGCACAUCAUGAGCCACCACAGCGCGAACAAGUGUAUGCGCGUGCUGCUGGGCUACAACGCGCGGGUGGACAUUCCCAACCACCGCAACGAGCAGGUGAGCGACUAUCUGUACAACAACAGCGUGUUCGAGCCUGCGUCUGCGCAGUACUCGUUUAUGGGCAGCACGGGCGCCUCGCAGCGGAACAACCUGGACUCGCUGUCGCAGAUGAAGCCGUUCACGCCGUCGCUGAACCUGCACAACGCGGCGAUGACGCAGUCGUACCUGAACGCGUCGAACUACCUGGCGAUGCCGCACUACUCCGAGACGGCGAUCCAGGUGAGCCAGAAAUCGGGCGACAUUAUCGAGAAGCUGGGCGAGCUGUCGAACGCGUUCGACCAGGAGCUGCAGCAGCGCGACAGCGACAUCAAGGAGCUGGGCAUGAUUCUGAGCCAGAUGGACACGGACAUCGCCAACACAGAAAAGGAGAUCAGCGGGAUUCUCAAGACGGUGCUGAAGCUGGACAAGGCGGAGACCGGCGACUUCGACGCCGCGCUGGCGCAGAUGAGAGAGGAGCUCAAGUCUGCCGAGGCCGAGUACGCGGCGCGCACGCGCGCGCUCAAGAAGCUGAUCGAGCGGUCGCAGGCGAAAGAUCUGGCCACCGAGGUGCAGCAGUGCGAGACGGAGCGGUUGCGGCAGCUGAGCAUCGAGAACGAGGGCGAGCUCAAGGCUGCCGAGCCGACGCCGGAGAAUCUGCGGCUGGUGCUCACGCUCGUGGCUCUGCAGAUGACGCGCAAGCACACGGUCGACGACCUGGUGAGUCUGUAUGCGGACGCGUCGGAAAACACAGAGACGAUCGCCAACUACCGGCGGCUGGUGUCGAAGCUGUCGAGCGUGCCGAUCGACGAGGUCGACGAGAGUCUGAACGACAUCGAGGAGUGCCUGAAAGCGGAGGAAAACGAGGAAGGGAAGUAG